AUGGCAACAUCAGCGCUCGAGACAACCGCCUCGCUUCUCCAGUCCUUCCGCCCGCUAAAGUCCUUCUGCCAGCACGUGAGCACGUGGGCGCACUACGCGCAGAGCCCUGGGCGCAUGAUCGAGACGCACCACCUCGUGGCGAGGCUCACAGAGGACGUGCUGCAGUGUAUCGUUUUUGACAGUGAUCAGCCCAACGCACGCAUCGUUGGCGUGGAGUAUAUCGUGACAGAGUCCGUGUUCAAGAAGCUUCCAGAGGAGGAGAACCUGAAUGCUCUGUGUGUGCCGUCCAAAACCAUCACGCCUUUCACCCAACACCCUGCAGGUGUGGAGUAUAUCGUGACAGAGGCGGUGUUCAAGAAGCUUCCAGAGGAGGAGAAGCACCUGUGGCACUCGCACUACUAUGAGGCAAGCAAGCACGCUUGGUUCUGGUUUGCGUUGUUUCUCAAUCUCUUGUAUUAUCAUUCUCGCACGCCGCCUCCUCCUACAUGCCUGCUUGUCACCGCACAUGCCUGUUUGUUUCCCACCCCUCUGCGCUGCGUGUGCAUUCGCCUCAACGAGCAGAUCUGUGAGGGCUUGUGGGUGAACCCAGGUGUGCCAGAGACCAUGCAGCAGCAGGAGCUGAAGAAACUCGUGAAGACGUACGGAAAAUUCUGGAACACUUGGCAGUUCGACAGGGGGGAUCCCCUCCCCCUCGGCCCCCCUGCCCUCAUGCUCUCCCCCCAAGACCACCCCUUGGGACGCGUUUCUCGUGCUCUUGUGGAGCAGAGGGACGCGUCUUUGGGGAUAGAGACGGGGGAGAAGCGGGAGCAGCGGGGGGCGCUAGUAGACAAGGAGUGGGCGACGACGGUGAAGGACCGGACGGCGGACUGGUGGAUGGAGAGUGGCAAGGGGUGGGUGACUGAAAUGAGGGCUACUGAGCUGGAGAGCAUGGGGAUGGGGAAGGGGGGUGAGGAGAAAGGGGGUGUGCCGUCUGUGGUGAUUGGGGGAGGUGAAGGGGUGGAGGGGAAGAAGGAAGGGGAGAAAAUGGGGAAGGAGCGCGGCAUGGGAGGGGAGGAGACGGGUUUGGCUGGCCGUCCAGCUCAGUCCUCUGUGACUACUCUUGAGUGA
This is a messenger RNA of Closterium sp. Yama58-4, 1107 nucleotides long. NCBI's taxonomy places the organism in Eukaryota, Viridiplantae, Streptophyta, Zygnematophyceae, Desmidiales, Closteriaceae. The record is from the annotation of a GenBank genome assembly.